Molecule: messenger RNA, 490 nt
Organism: Pogonomyrmex barbatus (red harvester ant)
Lineage: Eukaryota; Metazoa; Arthropoda; Insecta; Hymenoptera; Formicidae
Gene: Nckx30C
Product: solute carrier family 24 member Nckx30C
Biological process (GO): calcium ion transmembrane transport; intracellular calcium ion homeostasis
Cellular component (GO): plasma membrane
Molecular function (GO): calcium channel activity; calcium, potassium:sodium antiporter activity
Source: RefSeq, a predicted model, not a curated record
GGAAUGUAUAUAACUAAUGCCGCGCGUUCGCGUACUUAAUUUCAGGAAAGAAGUUCUUCCCGAUAACGUUCAUCGGCUCGAUCUUCUGGAUCGCGGCGUACUCGUACCUGAUGGUCUGGUGGGCAAAUAUCGCCGGCGACACCGUGGCGAUACCGCCGGAAGUGAUGGGCCUGACCUUCCUCGCAGCUGGCACCAGCAUACCGGACCUCAUCACAAGUGUCAUCGUGGCGCGAAAGGGAUACGGCGACAUGGCCGUGUCGAGUUCCGUCGGCAGUAACAUCUUCGACGUGACCGUUGGGUGAGCAUCCCGAAUUUCUUCCGAAAUUUCUUCCCAAAUGCGUCGACGCAUUGUCUCGUGAUGCAUACACACGAGCCUCGUCGUCUUGUCUUGCUCCGAAGCAUCUUUAGAAAGCAACUUUAGAAAGUUUUAUUCGAUUUUACGCUUUCCGAUCUUAUUUCGGUGUUAGAAAUUUCGUUUGGCUUUAUUAUA